Molecule: messenger RNA, 1977 nt
Organism: Planococcus citri (citrus mealybug)
Lineage: Eukaryota; Metazoa; Arthropoda; Insecta; Hemiptera; Pseudococcidae
Product: T-lymphocyte activation antigen CD86-like
Exons: 7
Coding region: 646-1503 (285 amino acids)
Biological process (GO): synapse organization
Cellular component (GO): neuron projection membrane
Source: RefSeq, a predicted model, not a curated record
AAAGUCGACUCGAAAAAAUGCUCGUGACUCGUGAGUUAUUGCUGAUUAGUGAGUGAUGAUUAAUGAAAUUGAAAUUGUGAUUUUGGUGAAGAUGAUCAUUGAUUGAGUUUCUAUUGUCGUUUCUUUUGUUCUUCUACAGAACCAAGGUGUAAGUAUUCAAUGAUUCGAUCGGUUCGUCUACAAUCCAGUGAAAUUCUUGUCGAUGUUAUUCUCUUAUACAAAUACUCGAGUUUCGUUUUUAAUCGUACAACGUAUUGGAAAAGGAUUUAUUUAUCCUUAUUUUCAAGUGGAUUGAAAACUUUGCAACGCAGCUGUAAAACAUUUAUCUACUCGUACAAUCGUAACAAAUAUUCGAUUAUCCAAAUUAGUUUAUCACGUUUUUCGCGUUUCAACAUAUAACUGUUACACAGUUUGCGUUCCAGCAUUGAAGUAAAGUUUUAAAGCUUUUAGCAGCUAUUACCAGUUUACACCGUCUUCCAGAAUUUGAUGCAAUCAACGUAAUUGAAAACUUCGACUCUGUGCUGUGAUUUUUGGAAGCUGUAGGAUACUGAUGCGAGUGUUUUCAAAAUGAGUGAAGAUGAAGAAGAAUAUCAGCUUAGUGGAUCAUGGUGUUUGAACGGCAGUAGAUAAAUGUGAACAUUCGAGAUGAAUUUCGUUGGGAUCGUUUUACACAUCGUCUGUCAUUUCUCCCUACUACUUUAUACAGAAUGUGCAAUAGAUCAACACGGCAUGAACUACUGGGAACAACAAUUUAGCAAACCGUAUUUUGACACGUCCACCGAACGCGAACUAACGGCAACCGCAGGUCAGACGGCACUAUUACCAUGCAAAGUGCGUAAUCUCGGGGAUAGAGCGGUAUCAUGGAUCCGGAAAACAGAUUUGCACAUACUAACAGUAGGCAUCCUAACGUACACGAACGAUCAGCGAUUUCAAACCUUACAUUCAGAUGGAACAGACGAAUGGACGUUACGUAUCACAUCGACUCAAAUACACGACAGUGGAACGUACGAAUGCCAAGUCAGCACCGAACCCAAAAUUAGUUUAGGAUUCAAACUAAACGUUGUGAUAUCGAAAGCGCAAAUAGUAGGCAACUCGGAAAUAUUUGUGAAAAGCGGCAGCGAUAUAAAUUUAACAUGCGUUGUAGUACAAAGUCCAGAGCCGCCGUCUUUUAUCUAUUGGUACAAAAAUGACAACGUGAUUAAUUAUUCGUCUCGAGGAGGCAUCAACGUAUUAACCGAGAAACAAACCAAAACCAGCAGAUUAUUAAUUUCAAGGGCGCAACCCCCGGAUUCGGGAAAUUACACGUGUUCUCCAUCAACCUCAGAAUCGGCUAGUGUCUUAGUUCACGUUCUAAACGGCGAACAUCCUGCUGCCAUGCAGCAUGGCAACAGCAGUACCAGCGGUGUUUCCAAAUUGUUACCAAUUAUGCUGAUACUAAUUUGCCAAGCGACCAAAUCGUUCCUAUUACAAGAUGCAAUCAUAAGGUACAGAAGAAGCAGAUGAUCGGUCGGCGUAAGUUGUGCCAUAGAAUCGCCAAAGGAUAUGUUGUAAAGACUGGUUUUCUCAUGUAAUAUACCUAUAUUUUAGCUUCUCAUGUACAAUACGAUACGUAUUACCAUUUAAAUAAUUAGUAAGUAUUACUUUGUAUAAAAUUGUAGAUAUUUACUAUCGCGUAUAAUUUUUUUUAUCUAGCAAUUAUGAAUUUUUUAUACGUACGAGUAUAAGUGUAAUUUCAUACCUUUUUUUGUUUGUUUUGUUUUGUUGAUAUUAUCGCAAUACUCGAUGGAAACGGUAAUGCAUUAAUUUCUAUAUAACCAAAUUUUCAAUUAAACAAUACCUAGAUUUUGUUUCAUGUGAAUAUUUAUAUAAUGAUUUCCGAUUCGUCAAUAAGUUGGAAUUGGAAAAACUAUUCGUAAUAAUGUAUAUAUUUUUUGUUUCAGUUUUUUUUUUAAAACGAUUAAAUAAAGUAUUUUAACU